AUGGGAGAGUAUUCAAAAGCACUUGAAAAUUAUGAAAAAGAUGUGGAACUUUUGGAAAAAUCUCUUCCUGCAACUCGCGGUGAUCUUGCUGUCAGUUACAAGAACGUGGGGUUGAUUUCACGUCCGAUUGAUCUAUCAAAUGUAUCACUACUUUAUAUGCGUCUUGGUAGUGGAACAUGUCCACCACCUGCACCUACAGAUCCACCAUUUCAAUUAUUGAUAACAACAGAUUGUUUUAAUUAUUCAAAUUGGCUUCUUGUUUAUUCACAACAAAUUUUACCUGGUAUAGAACAUGUUACUGUCCCAUUAUCAUUCAAUAAUAUAACAAAUUCUUCGACUGUAUGUUUAAAACUUGAACAAGAUGGCGAUAAGUUCACUGGUAGUGGUUCUUGGUUUAUAGAUGAUUUAUUAAUUAUUCGAUCUCGUCUACAAAAUGAAUAUUUUUUUGAAACAUUUAAAACAAUGCGAUCAACAAAUUGGUAUCGUUUAGUUGGUGGUCACUUGAAAACAUGUGAUGAACGAAUGAGUAUGGUUUUUGAAUCACAUGUUGAUAUUCGAACAGACAUUGGUGCUACAACAAUUGAUUUUUCUCUAUCAGGAAUGAUUGAUUAUAAUCGUGAUGCUCUUUUUCAUCUUUCAAAAAAUACUUCAAUCGAUUGGACAAAAUGGAAUGCAACAGGUUUCUUGGAUUUAAAUAAAACAUGUACUGAUGAAGAUGUUAUUACAUUUAAUGAAGAAAAUUAUCGACAAUUAUGUUCACCAAUUAUUGAACUUAGUCGAAUUGAUAAUGUUCGUUUUACACUUUCAACAGAACCAUGUAUGAAACGAAAUAAAUAUACUUCAACAUCAGCUGCAGUUAUAUUUCUUUCUAUUUUUUAUAAUGUUUCAACUGUUGCUUAUUCAAGAACAAUACGUCGAAUAUCAUUACGUGAAAUACCGCAAACUCAUAAAACUUAUCAUGUUCGAUUUGAUGAAUUACGUCAUAGUGCAACAUCAUAUGGUCGUAUUUGUUUAUCACAAUAUCCUCAAUCAUCAGGAAAAAAUGUUGAUGUAUGGAAUGUAAAAGAUUUUAUUGCUUUACCUUUAUUACAAUCAAAUAUUACACAUUAUAUUCAAUUGACUUUAAAUACAAAAUGUAAUUUACAAGAACAAUUAACAAAUGGAUUAGGUGGCAUAUCAAAUCAAAACAUUAAUAUUGAAUAUUCAAUUGAUUUUGGAAAAACUUGGCAUUUUUUAUUACAACCAUGUUUUCGUGGUUCGGUUUGUUCACAUGAUGUACCACAUGUUUAUUCUUCAAGUAUUAUAUUACCAACAUCUGGAUGGCAUCGUAUAACAUUACCAUUACCAAUAGCAACAUUACAACAAGAGUAUAUACGUUUUCGUAUAAAUACUCCAUCGUUUGCUAUGCCAGCAUAUUCUAUAAGUAAUUCUUGGGCAAUUGAUAAAGUUUUUAUUGGACGAUGUCCUCGAGCAUGUAGUGGACAUGGAUGGUGUCAAUUAAAUUCAUGCAGAUGUGAUGCUGGUUUUUCUGGCGAAUUUUGUGAAAUAAGUAAUACAACAUUAUUUAAUCGAGCAUCAUUUCUAAUGGAUAAUAAUGAUAAUCAAACUGAUCUAAUGACUUAUCAAGGUGGUCAACUUAGUUAUAAAUGCGAUAUAAUUUCAAAAGGAAAAGCAUUAGUAUUUUCAAAAUCUGGCUUUCGAUAUUUACGAAUAUCAAAUAUAAAUGGUAGUUCACCAAAAUUACUUGAAUUUACGCUUCGUCUUGGUAAUACAAAUGCACAAUGUUUUGGAACAAGUAAAAAUGAUCUUGAUCGUGAUUUAAAAUCAGUUUUAUUAUUAUCAUCAUGUUCAAAUGGUGUUCAUUGGACUAUAAUUGAUUAUUUUCGUAUAUCAGAUAUUCUCGCUCGAGAUUUUCGAACAAUUAGUCGAAUUUUAUUUGAAGAAAAAGUCGAGAAUGAAAAUUGUCUUAUUGAAUGGAGACAAAUGACACAUGGUGGAAAUAAUCAAGAUGUUUGGGCUAUUGAUGAUAUUACAAUUCGUGAUGUAAUAUCAAAAAAAUUAAUUAAAAAAAGUCUACAUGUUAAAAAUUUUCAAACAAAAUUAACAUAUAUUCGACCAGGAUAUAUUCUUAGUUUUCGAUUAGAACUUAUACAACGAAAAGAAUUAAAGAUAUCAUUUGAUUUCGAUGAUAUUCAUUUACAAAUAAAUUCAAGUCGAAUUGAUCUUGCAAAUCAUAUGGAAAUCGUUUCGUAUCAUUCAGAAAAUUCAACAUUAACAUUAAUUAUUACACUUCCACAAUCAAUAUGGUAUAAAAAUGUUAUAUUAAAUUUAACAAUUAUAGCAACGAAAAAAUUUACUUUAAAUUUAAUUCAUCUUGGUGUUCAAUGUGAAAAUAAUUGUUGGCUUAAUGGAAUUUGUUUGGAAGGAAUGUGUUUAUAUGAACAACAAAAAUUCUUCAAUCAAUUAACAAAUUUAUCUUUAAAUGAAAAUAAUUUAAUGAAAUAUAAAAUAAGUGUGAUUAAUGGUGAAUUGCUUUUACCAUUUAUUGAUUCAACGGACCUAUCAGCUAUACAUUUUCAAACAGUGUCACGUACAAUAAUUAAAAAUAAUCUUCUAUUGGAAUGUUCACCAAAUGGAGGUGUUAAAUGGUUUGAACUUGGAAUUUGGACAGAAGAAAAAGAUAAUUCAUUAAAAGAUCAUUAUGUAUCAUUGUCUACUUCUUGCCAAGCAAAACAUACAUUAUUUCGAUGGAAAAAUUCAUCUGUUCAUUUAUUAAAUGUAGCAUUUGUCAAAUCACAUAUUCAACAUUAUUUUAUGGAUGAAUUCAAAAAAAUCGAUUCAUCGAAAUGGCUUUAUCCUACGUAUUCGAUUAAUUCAUCAGGUUUAUAUACAAAUAAAAUUAAUACUAUUUCAAAUAAUAAAACAAUAUUUCAAUUAAUUUCAACAGCAAUCACUCUCAAACAACAUAAUUAUGUUAUUAUGAUCGAUACUAAUUCAAAUAUGAAUGAUACACGUUUACAAGUUGAUUAUUCACUUGAUAAUAUAACUUGGCAUGAAUUGAUUGAUAUAAAGAAUUUUGAACGACAAAUGAACCGUUUUGGACAACAGAUACCAACGAAAAUUCUUCGACGUUCAAUUCUAAUACGAAUUCAAAGUGAUCAUUUAUUUAAUUUAAAUCAUAUUUAUAUUGGUCCAUCAUGUCCAGCUAAUUGUUAUGGACAUGGAAAAUGUCUUUGGAAAACUGAACAAGCUAUUUGUCAAUGUGAUAAUAAUCAAACAUCAGAAACAAAUUGUUUACAAAAUAAUUUACUUUUAUCAAGUUUAUAUGAAACAUUUGAAAAUAAAUUAAAUUCAUCUCUGUGGUCAAUAUCAUCUCAUGCUCAAUUAACACAUCGAUGUUAUAAUCGACAAAGUAAAAUAACACCAUAUUUAUGUUUUCUACCUAAUAAUUAUACUCAACAAAAUUAUGCUAUAAUUGGUCCAUUUAAAACACUUAAUUAUGUUCUAUUUAAAUUUGGUUUACAAUAUGUUAGUUUAACAAAUUGUACAAAUCAAAUAUUAUUUCAAUAUUCAUAUGAUAAUGGUAUACAAUGGUAUACAAAGAAAAUUUUAGAUGAAACAAAUAAUAUUUUUGAACGUUUUGAUGAUUUAUCAAUAAAUAUGAAUAUUUAUUUAAGAUGGAUUGAAGAUAAUGAUUAUUCAUGUUUAAUGUGGAAUCUACGUUCAAUUAAUAUUCGAACAAAAAAUGAUGAAAAUCUAUGGUUUGAAAAUAAUUUACAUAUAGAACAAAAUGAUGAAACUAAUUAUGAAGCUCAAACAUGGGAAUUUCCAUUAAUUCAAUCAAGUUCAAUAAUUCAAUUUGAUUUACAAAUGUUUCCAUUAAAAAAAACAAAUAAUACAAAUUGGUAUUUAAUACUUGAAAUAAGUUCAAAUAUUCUCUAUGGAGGGUCGGAUUGGAUACCAUUAAUACCUUCAUGUAAUCAAACAAGUUUAUAUUGUGAAGAUAAAAUUGCUUUAACUGGUUCUUUAUUUCUUGCACAAUUAUAUCAACAACGACGAAAUGUUACAAUUCCUAUAUCAGAUAAUUAUUUGUAUGUUAUUCUAUUGAUUGAUUAUUUUAGAAAUUAUAUAUUUCCUCUUGAAAUAUAUUCAACAAUUGAUAUUGAAUUAAAUGAAACAUCAUUUUUAACAUUUCAACUAGAUUCUAAUCGUUGUAUCCCUAGUUCUCUAGUAACAUCAAAUCAUUCGCAAUUUGAUCUUGAAUUUUCUAUUGAUUAUGGUCAAACUUGGUCAUCUAUCGAUCGACCACCAACAAUUUCUUCUAGCAUUAAUGAUAUAAUCAUCACUCAACCACUUCGUGCAAUUAAAAAUACAUUUUUUUUACCAUUAUAUGCUUAUCGGUCUUUAUCUAAAUUUAUUCGUAUUCGUUGGUCAGCUGCAAAUUCAACAAUUGCAACACGUUGGCAAAUAACAAAUAUUACUAUUCGAUCUGAAUGUGAAGCUUUAUGUGAAUUAGUAUUAUGUAAUGGGAAAUGUCGUUGUUCAGAAAAGAAUAAUUGUUUAUUAUCAACAAUAAAAACAACAUUUUUUGAACGAUUUAAUAGCAAUUUAUUAGAUCUUAUUGUUUUACCACCAUUAAAUCUUAUUUCAACGAGAUUUUUAGAAUUUACUUUUCAUAUGAAUUGUCAACAAAAUAUUCAAAUAAUAUCAUUAGAAUAUUCUCGUAAUAUGGGUUUAAGUUGGCAACUUUUUAAAUAUAUUAUUUUAAAUGUAAAUCAAUCUUAUAUUAUACAUGAAGAUUUAUUAGAUGAAAUGAGAUAUGAUUAUGUUCUCAUUCGAUUUGUUUUUCUAUCGAAUAUUUCAAAAUGUUUAAAAUUAGAAGAGAUUAUUGUCAGUGGUUCGAUUAUUCUUCAAGAAGUAAUCUAUGGAAAAUUUGAUCAAUUUCAAAACUUUGAUCCGAAAUUAUUUGUUUCAUUUGGUGAUGGAAUAUUUAAUGGAACAUAUCUAAUAUUUCCAACAAAAAAUAAAUCAAAUUUAACAAUUAAUGAAAUUAUUACUGAUGAUUUAAAUAUUUUUGAAAAUUUAUUUUAUAUUCAAUUAGCUAUUGUUCCUCUUUCGUUUAAUCGUUGUAUAAGUAUGAUAAUACUUUUAAUAUUGAAAUUAAUUUUAUAUAUUUAA
Rotaria sp. Silwood2 is the source of this 5178-nucleotide messenger RNA. The record is from the annotation of a GenBank genome assembly. Lineage: Eukaryota; Metazoa; Rotifera; Eurotatoria; Philodinida; Philodinidae.